Messenger RNA from Monosiga brevicollis MX1, 1063 nucleotides. RefSeq lists its product as uncharacterized. The record is from RefSeq and is a predicted model, not a curated record. The coding region runs from base 52 to 960 and encodes 302 amino acids. The transcript has 2 exons. NCBI's taxonomy places the organism in Eukaryota, Choanoflagellata, Craspedida, Salpingoecidae.
CCGAACCACCUCCUUUGCAAAAAGACUGUUUCUUCCAUCCCACUUGCCAAAAUGGCCGACGCGAGUUCAGCCGAAGUCCGCGACAAGCUACUCGGAAACGUGUUGGGCUUCUCACACAAUGUCACCAGCAUCAUUCCGCUCGUCAAUGUUCUACUGGCGGGCGCUGCCGGAAGCGGAAAAUCGGCCCUGCUGAACACCCUGCACACAAUCUUCAUGGUUCGCGGCCACCUCUCUGACAUUGUCGAGCAAGGACAAGCCGCAACGGAUGGUCAGAUGACGAACCGGCUCUUCAAAACGCAGUUCAAGCUGAACCAAAGCGAUGUGGCCCGCCUGGCUGAAGAACGCGGCGUUCGCUUGGACGAUCGUGCCGCACACAUCAUGCCUUGGUCACUCUGGGACACCAUGGGUUUUCACGACGCCAACCUAGACUCAAUCAACCUGCGCGCCAUGCUGUCGGGCAGAAUGCUCAGCGGCCACCCCCUUACCCAGGGGGGCGACAACGAAGACAAACACUUUCUGCGGGAUAAUCCGGGACCUCAACACGCCGUGCACUGCGUCAUUGCCACCGUCGCGGCACCCCAAGCCAAAGAUCCCGUCGUGCAGCAAAAUAUCAUUCAACUGCGUCGCCGCCUGCAUGAAAGGCGCACGCCAUACCUCGUGGCGCUCACGAAGAUUGACCUUCUCGGAGCUGACGUCAAAGUCGCCGAUGUGGUUCGCGAAUUGGCCCAUGACGUCGGCAUCCGAGCUUGCAACAUUUAUCCCGUCGAGCUGUACGGCGAAAACCCCGAUGUAGUGGUUGGUGAUCCCAAAAUCGAAACUCCGGUCUUGCGUCUUCUUUGGGCGGCACUGUGCGCUGCAGAAGACCGCCUCCGCCACUCGCAAGCUGCUGAGCCAGUAAGCUUUGAUGCUGCCGUGGGGGUGGCAGCAGAUUGCCCCAAGUAUCCUGGCUCACCCAUGUAGAAUGCCAGAUCUCAUCCUGCAAAGCCCCAGAAGCCGUGCUGCUGUUUUUGUGUCCAACAGAAGUGUGUGUACUUCACAUGUCAAUUGAUGCACGUAUUUUGCA